GUUUUUGAGAACACAGAACACACAAGAACACAAAAUUUCAAUUGAUAUUUGUUUGACGAUAUUCGCAUUUUCCGAUUUUCUUUAUCAUUGACAAUUAAGAACGAUUAAAAAUUAAAGAACAUUUCUGAUUAAUAUUUUUCGAAUUAUCUUUUUACCAAGAAUUUUUGUUUGUAGAAGUGAUAUAAUGCAGUACUAAUUUUAUCGAAACAAUCAAAUUCGGUUGUGUUUGUUUAUAUUUUAUUAUCUUGGGCCAUUAACUAUUUCCCAUGCGUGUAUGUAUGUAAUUAUCAACAAUAUUCAACAAGAGAAACAGAGAAUUGAAUUUGUUUACACUACCUCGGAAAAUUUUCGUUUUCAUGGAUAUUUUUUAAAGAAAACCCCGUCGAAUCGUAAAUUGAUUCAGGAGAAAUGACGGAACAACUGUCAGUUAAUCCACAAAUGAGGAUGGACGAAUCCUCGAAAACAAAGGCUGUCGAUCAUUCUAUGAUUAAUGGAAGUGACAAUCAAACUAUGGAUCAAUCGGGCAACAAUCAAGCACUUAAUGAUCCAGUAACAAAGGCUGUUGUCGAUAAUAUAAUGGGAAAUUUGCCCACGAAAAAACCCUUCUAUCGUUGUGAUGAUUGUGAUCUCUCGUUUACAAGUAAUGCAGUAUUAGAUGCUCAUCUACAAGGUGCACGACACGCCAAGCAGAUUAGAUCGAGAAACAUAAUGGCCACCCUGGAUGAAUCAAAAAUUCCAUUUGCGAAGGAUGCAGAAACAAAUGGACUUCAAUGUAAUGUGUGUAGUGUUCGCCUUAAUUCGUUACAACAACUCCAUACACACUUAAAUGGAAAUCGACAUAAAAAGAAAGCGAUAAGAGGUGGAUGGCGAAUGCCAGAAUCGGAAAGUGACAUUCAAUUAGGACUUCCAUCGUCUUCACAAAGUGUUAUAACCGGACAGUUAUUACAAAAAACCACCUGCCGUCCUUGCAAAGAAACGUUUGACAGCUUAAAAUCAUACAAAAAACACUGUAAUAAAAAGAAACACUUGGACUUGGUGCGAUUCAAGAAGAAGGAGAAGAAACGAAGAAUAUUUAUUGAUCUGCAAAAGAAGGAGGCAAAGGCAAAUCGUAAAGCUUCGAAAACAAACUUUAACGCCAAAGCGAAUUUACAAAAUUAUUUUGUGUCAAGUGGCUUUAUUCAUAAUGGCGUCUCGUGUAAAAUGAACAAUGACGCAUGUUAAUUAGAAACAAAGACAAGAAAGUGAAGUGAAGAAGACGAAUGUAAGUAUUGUUGAAUUUUUUGUUUUUUUUUCUUUUACAUUUCGCAAAAGUAUCUUCAUAGAUUGAAAUAAUACGAAUUUCGAUUGUAUGACAAAAAAAGUUUAUUUAAAUGAUAUUUCAAUGAAACAUUGAAAAAUGAUGCAUGAGUGAAAUUCAAGUCUCGGUAUUGAUGCCUGGAUGACAAUUAAAAGCAAGCUGUGAAAUUUA
Molecule: messenger RNA, 1468 nt
Organism: Leptopilina heterotoma
Lineage: Eukaryota; Metazoa; Arthropoda; Insecta; Hymenoptera; Figitidae
Product: zinc finger protein 346-like
Exons: 6
Coding region: 409-1221 (270 amino acids)
Cellular component (GO): precatalytic spliceosome
Molecular function (GO): zinc ion binding; double-stranded RNA binding; single-stranded RNA binding
Source: RefSeq, a predicted model, not a curated record